AUGGCAGUCAAUGGUGAAGACAAUGCAAAUGCUGCAGAAACUGAGAACGUAAGUACGUUAAAGGCAACACUGGAUUCUGGAUUUCAUUCACCAAAGCGCCUCCUUCGGGGAUGUCCACCUACCCCUCCUUCUCCAACACAAUCUCAGGCUUCGUCAGCAACACGCGCUCGGACUUCUUCUUCGGAAACCGAACUUCCUGCUCCAUUGAGUACUAAUUACCAUAAUUUGCAUUCAUACCUCGGAACUAAUUUAAGUUGUGAACCACCAUCGACUCCUGAAUCUCUCUCGCAACCUCAACAUGCUGGGUCGGACCAUUCAGAGCAAUCUCCUCCACAAACUCCUGAAUUGGAUUCUCUUACUGUUCAACAUGAACCAGGAAAAAUGUUCGUUGGUGGACUUAGCCCUUUCACAACUGAGGACUCACUGAAAAUAUACUUCGAGCAAUUUGGAGUAAUCCGAGAAACUACCGUUAUGAGAGACCCCAAUAACAAUCGCUCAAGGGGCUUCGGUUUCGUGACUUUCGAAGAUCCUGAUUCUGUUACUGGUGUAUUAAAUAGUCGCCCCCAUCAAAUCGAUUCAAAAAUGGUCGAUCCAAAAAUGGCUGUGCCUAAAACGAGCUCCUCCCGAGCAAAGUAUAACCAAAGUGGGUCAAGAUCUUUCUCAAGAACCCCCGAAAUGGCUCCCCCUACCGUGAAUAGAAAGGUGUUUGUCGGUGGUGUUGCUGAACGAACAACUAAAGACAUAAUGCACGAAUACUUCUCCCAAUUUGGACAGAUUGAACUCUGCGCCCUAAUGAUGGACCGUGAAACCAAUAGGCAUCGAGGUUUCGGUUUUGUGACCUACGAAAAGGCUGAAGAUGCAGCAAAAGUCUGCAAAAUACAUUAUCACACUCUUGACGAAAAGAAGGUGGAAGCAAAAUUCGCGGUUCCUAAGGAUCAACUUAGGGGGAAGAGCAAUGCGUUGAAUCCAUUGACUGGACGCAAUGCUUACACUUAUCCAACUCCACCUCCAGUGUCACUGCCAAACCACUUUCCUCAAGCUCUAGGUGGGUUCAAUAUGCCCCAAGGCCAAGCAACUCCUGAUGCUUAUACCUACUUGCCAGGGUAUUAUGUCCAUGCUAACGAAUUCACCUUCAACCCCAAUAUCUAUGCAGCUCCUCAAUUCUGGAAUGGCUAUCCCAGCCUCCAGAAUUAA
Molecule: messenger RNA, 1194 nt
Organism: Rodentolepis nana
Lineage: Eukaryota; Metazoa; Platyhelminthes; Cestoda; Cyclophyllidea; Hymenolepididae
Source: the annotation of a GenBank genome assembly